AUGGAUAAUAUUGUUAAACUUGCAAAAAAUAGUCAAGAAAUUGAUUCUGAACUUAGUGAGGAUGACAAUAUUUCUCUUGGUAAUUUUAGUGAUGAAUUAAUUGGUCAUUAUCCAAAAAUGAAACAUGAUCUACCAAUACAAAAUUUUUCUGCUAGCGGUCGUUUAAAGAACGUUGUAAAAAACAUUUAUAAUGAUCAAAUAAAUUUAUCAAGUGAGAAUAAACUCCAAGAGCAAUCAUCAAGAUCAAUUGGAGAAUUCGAUAGUCAGAAAGAUCAAAUAAAAAUACUUCAAGAAAAACUUUUUCAAACAAAUAACAGACUAUUUGAAUGCAAAAACACCUGCUUGUCAUUACGUCAGCAAAUAAAUAAAGCACAAAAAAUCAUAUCAGAAGAAAUUGGAGAGCACGUAACGAUUGCUAAUCUUUCGAAUCAUCAAAGUAAAUGGAAAGGAAGAAGUCAACAGAUAUUGCAACUACAACAUAAAGUAAUUCAACUUCAAAAUAGAAUAAAUGAGUACGAGAAAACUUCUAGACCAUCAUCAACUUUAAAAACUACAAGAAGAGAUUUACUUUAUUUAAAUAAAGCGAAAGCUCAAAAUGAUCAAUUUGCUGACGCUCUAACUACAAAAAAUCAAGUACAUGGAGUUGAAAAUAGAUAUGAUGAUAAAAAAAUAGAUAUGAAAAAUGUAAAAGACAAAACUCAACAAGAAAACGUGAAAUUAAAAAAUGAAUUAAAUGUUAUGAAAGAUCAAGUUGAACAAUUACAAAUAAAACUUAAAGAACGAGAAACAGAAAUAGAAACAUUAAAAUUAGAAGAUACUGAAAAUAAACUAGAGCAUAGUUUUAAACUUCAAUUAAACAUGAAUCAAACAUUAGCGAAGAAUUGUAAUAUAAAAGAAGUAAAAAGUGUUCAAGAAUCAAACGAAUAUAUUAAUUUGAUGAUAGCUGCUGAAACAGAACGAAAGAGUCUCCUAGAUUUGAUUGCAAUAUUAAAUCAGCGUUUAGAUAAAGAAAGGAGUGAUACAGAUCAUCUAUCACAACUCUAUCGUCAUGAAAAACAGAAAAACUCCAAGUUGGAAACCAGAGUACACCAGCUAGAGAUGGCACAAGUACAAAAAAUUAAUACUGGUUAUAGAAAAAAAAAUCCUCAAUCAAUGCUUCAGUUUUCACCAACAGAUCAACAAAUAAAUAUAGAACAAAUGCAAUACAAAUUAGAAUUUCUAGAAGAAGAAUGUCUUACACUCAAAACUCGAUUAACUACACUUAAUCAGGAAAAACAUCAAGAUUUUAUGCUAUACAAACAAAUGCUUGAGCAAUCUAAGAAAAUUUUUCAAAAUGCCUACAGGUAUGCUAUUAGUGUAAAAGAAAAUGUAUCACCAUAUUUAUCAGCGAUGAAACCUAAACUAUUAUUUGGUGUAGGGAUAAUACAACAAGUGAAAGAUAUUCAACUGCAAUCACAAUAUAAAUGCGGUAUUCUUUGUUAA
Molecule: messenger RNA, 1482 nt
Organism: Chelonus insularis
Lineage: Eukaryota; Metazoa; Arthropoda; Insecta; Hymenoptera; Braconidae
Product: spindle pole body component 110
Exons: 8
Coding region: 1-1482 (493 amino acids)
Biological process (GO): non-motile cilium assembly; cytoplasmic microtubule organization
Cellular component (GO): centriolar satellite
Source: RefSeq, a predicted model, not a curated record